UUGUUAGCUUGUUAGUCAUGUACAUUUAAUCGGUCGGUGAACAAGCCAAAAAUUUUUGUGUUUUACCGGAAGCAGUUUCGUAAACAUGAAUUUAACAAAGUCAGCCAUUGCAGCUGUGACGAUUCUUUGCAUCGUUGUGGGCCAAGUUACUUGUCAAUCGAAAGAUGAAACUACAACCACAAAACCAGAAUCUCCAAAGGAGAAAACUAAAUUAAAGGAGAGUAAGCUUUGCAAGAAAUGCAUUUGCGAUUUUGAAAACAGCUUGCUCGAUUGCAGCGAGAAACUUCAGGAUUGGCUGUCUGCUGAGGAAUGGGAACUUUUGACCAACGGAGAUGUUGUGUUCAAAACGAUCAAUUUAGAGCACAACAACUUAACUAAAAUUUCAAUUCUACCAAAAUACGAUGUAGAAAAUUUGUACUUGUCAAACAACCAAAUAGAUGCAAUUGUUGAGGGAGCUUUUCAGAAUUUAACUGAGCUAACGACCCUCGAUCUGUCCCAUAACCGAUUGACAUCGAAAGUUCUAGUACCGGAUGUUUUUCAAGGACCCUACACUAAAACCGAUUAUGAAUCACUAGAAAAGUUGAGAACGCUUAAUUUGGGAUACAAUGAUCUGCAUAACUUGGAUCCAGAUUUGUUUGAACACAUUCCCUAUCUAGAGGAGCUAGUUCUCUGCCGAAACAGCUUUCACGUUAUUGAUAAACUGUCAGAAACUGCCAUUUCCGGACUAUCAUCUUUGAAGAUUUUAGACAUUUCGUAUAUGGAAAUUGAUGAUUUGCCGGAAACAGUUCUUCAUGGGCCCCGAGAUCUUGAAACUCUAAUUGCAGCUGGAAAUCUCUUUAAACAAUUACCAAAGGCCUUGAAAUAUGCCACAAACUUGACCAGCCUUGUUUUAAAUGAAAACCCCAUUGAAAGUCUUGUUGGAGAUAAUAUAUUCCCACCGUUGACCAAAUUGAACCAUCUGAGUAUGACCUUUAUGGCUAUGUUGUACAAAAUAGGACCUGGAGCUUUAAGUGAAUUACAAAGUCUAAAGGAACUGAUAUUGUCCGAUAAUAAAUUUCUUAACGAAAUUGACGAGGAGGCUUUGUCAAAGAACGUUACUGGAGGCCAGUACUUGGACUAUCCGCCAUUAGAAAAGGUGUACUUGAAUAAUUGCAACAUUACGACCCUGCCAAAACCUCUACUUGUGCGAUGGGAUAAGCUCAAAGCGCUUGACCUCAGAUUUAAUCCGUGGUCCUGCGACACUUCCAACGAUUACCUGAUCAACGUUUUAAUAGGUCAAGUGAACAAAACCACCGAGGUUCUGGCUAAAAAUGUGCAGUGUGCAAGUCCAGAUACGUUGAAAGGCGUGGAAAUAUUAAGAGUGGCAGAUGAACAUUUGGUGGAAAGUUCGAGCGGAAGUCUAGUCUGGGUUGGACUCCUGGUUGUUUUGCUUAUUGCUGUGCCAACUCUUCUAGGCGCCUACGUGAUGAAAAGACGCGGCUGCUUUGGGGUCUUUAGACGCCAUGAUAGCGUUGCCGACCGGGCUCUCUACAAUAGGACUAGUUUCAAUGAAGAUUUCCAUAUUUAAUUUUAGUUUUCUACUAAC
Drosophila gunungcola (fruit fly) is the source of this 1585-nucleotide messenger RNA. Its product is annotated as carboxypeptidase N subunit 2. Gene Ontology annotation, molecular function: protein binding. The coding region runs from base 86 to 1567 and encodes 493 amino acids. The record is from RefSeq and is a predicted model, not a curated record. Lineage: Eukaryota; Metazoa; Arthropoda; Insecta; Diptera; Drosophilidae. The transcript is spliced from 6 exons. Gene Ontology annotation, cellular component: extracellular matrix.